AUGAAUAAUCAUGGUCGUUUAAAAUCUGAAUUAAUGUCAAUUAUUCGAAUGUUUGUUAAUGCACUUCCGAUGCGAUGUCAAAUUAAUUCUAAUCAUUCAUUUCAUGAAUUUGUAAAAUAUGUAGAUACAAUAGCUACACAAACAUUCGAACAUUCUUAUUUUUCUCUUCGACGUAUUCUUGCUCAACAUCCACAUAUUUCUCGUCCUACAUUUCUUGAUGUAUUCUUUGGAUUUGUUUCUUUUCCAACUGAACAUAAUCAUGAUGAAGUGACAGUAGGAGAUGUUCCUAUUUAUACUAUGCCUUAUUCAAUUCAAAUAAAUACAGAUGAAAUCGCAAGUAAAUUUGAUUUCUCUCUAAGUAUUAUACAUGACAUAAUAACUGAUCAAUUAUCAUGUACAAUCGAGGCAUCUCUUGGUUUGUUCAAUCCAUCAACAACAUAUAAAAUUGGACAACGGUUUCAAAUUUUACUUCAACAACUUUUCACAUCAGAUUUAAUAGAUCAAACUUAUUAA
Molecule: messenger RNA, 513 nt
Organism: Adineta steineri
Lineage: Eukaryota; Metazoa; Rotifera; Eurotatoria; Adinetida; Adinetidae
Source: the annotation of a GenBank genome assembly